Phytophthora megakarya is the source of this 486-nucleotide messenger RNA. NCBI's taxonomy places the organism in Eukaryota, Oomycota, Peronosporomycetes, Peronosporales, Peronosporaceae. The record is from the annotation of a GenBank genome assembly.
AUGACGGCGGGCCGAGGCAGCGACGCAACACCACGACCAGCACCGCCAGUGGCUGCGGACGUAGACGACGGCACCUGCCCCAUCCCGGGUGCAGACCUCUGGCGGUUCUUCGACGGUGUUAACACACCACGCCAGGAGUUCGCUCCGGAUGCAACGGUGGGAGCCACCUUCCGCUCGGCGAUGGCGCGACUGCCGACUGCAUCGAAGUCCCGGGAGCUGCUCACGGAGGCACCAACGCUGAACAACAUCGAGACACAGCUCAAUCACGUCUGUGGCGCCUCCAGCCCCGGCCUCGACAGUGUGGGAUACGACGUGUACCAGCGCUUCGCAGCAAAAUCGCAACCGGUGCUGGCUGCAUCCUUCCAGAAGUGCUGGGAGUCCAAACAGGUACCCCAGAGCUGGAAGCUCGGGGUAGUACGCCUCCUCCACGAGAAGGGCCCACGUGGAGACCCAGUGAACUGGAUGCCCAUAUGCCUCCAGCAAUAA